This is a messenger RNA of Physeter macrocephalus (sperm whale), 1362 nucleotides long. RefSeq names its product corticosteroid-binding globulin. Gene Ontology annotation, biological process: negative regulation of endopeptidase activity. Gene Ontology annotation, molecular function: serine-type endopeptidase inhibitor activity. Bases 148 to 1362 code for a protein of 404 amino acids. The transcript is spliced from 5 exons. NCBI's taxonomy places the organism in Eukaryota, Metazoa, Chordata, Mammalia, Artiodactyla, Physeteridae. The record is from RefSeq and is a predicted model, not a curated record.
CCAUUAACCAGCAGGAAAGCUGGCAAACAAGAUUUAGCAGCAGCCGCCCCACCGGCUUACUGUACACAUGACAGGAUCCAGGACAGCAGGACCAAGCCAGCAGUUGCAGCCUGAGCCCACUGCAGACCGGCCUGGCCAUCCUGAACAAUGCUGUUCACCCUGUACAUCUGUCUCCUCUGGCUGUCUACCAGUGGGCUCUGGACCAUCCAGGCUAAGGACCCUGACACUGACAUAAGCAUGAGGAACCCUCACCGGCACUUGGCUCCAAACAACGUUGACUUUGCCUUUACCCUGUAUAAGCACUUAGUGGCCUCAGCUCCGGGCAAGAAUGUCUUCAUCUCCCCUGUGAGCAUCUCCACGGCCUUGGCUAUGCUGUCCCUGGGCGCCAGAGGCUACACACGGGAGCAGCUUCUCCAAGGCCUGGGCUUCAACCUCACUGAGAUGUCCGAAGCCGAGAUCCACCAGGGCUUCCGGCAUCUCCACCACCUCCUCAGGGAGUCAAACAACACCUUAGAAAUGACCAUGGGCAACGCCAUGUUCCUUGACCACAGCCUGGAACUUCUGGAGUCAUUCUCAGCAGACACCAAGCACUACUAUGAGUUGGAGGCCUUGACUGCAGAUUUCCAGGACUGGGCAGGAGCCAGCAGACAAAUCAACGAGUAUAUCAAAAAUAAGACGCAAGGGAAAAUUGUGGACUUGUUCUCGGAGCACGAUAGCUCAGCCAUGCUCAUCCUGGUCAACUACAUCUUCUUUAAAGGCACGUGGGCACACUCCUUCAACCCGGAAAGCACCAGGGAAGAUAACUUCUACGUGAAUGAGACGACCACGGUGAAGGUGCCCAUGAUGUUCCAGUCGAGCACCAUCAAGUACCUGAACGACUCGGUGCUCCCCUGCCAGCUGGUCCAGCUGGACUACACAGGCAACGAGACCGUCUUCUUUGUCCUCCCGGUCAAGGGGAAGAUGGACACGGUCAUUGCCAUGCUGAGCCGGGACACCGUUCAGAGGUGGUCCAAGUCCCUGACCAACAGCCUGGUGGACCUGUACAUCCCGAAGGUCUCCAUCUCCGGAGGCUACGACCUCGGGGGCAUCGUGGGGGCCAUGGGCAUUGCAGACUUGCUCAACAACCGGACACAUUUCUCAGGCAUCACCCAAGAGGCCCUGCCGAAGGUGUCAAAGGUGGUCCAUAAGGCCACGCUGCAACUGGAUGAGAGGGGCGUGGAGGCUGCCGCCCGCGCCCAGGUCCACCGGAACGCGGCGCCCGAGCCUCUCACAAUCCGCUUCGACCGGCCCUUCGUUGUCAUGAUCUUCGACGACUUCACGUGGAGCAGCCUCUUCCUGGGCAAGGUUGUGAAUCCGACCUAA